Messenger RNA from Halichondria panicea, 8206 nucleotides. RefSeq lists its product as uncharacterized. NCBI's taxonomy places the organism in Eukaryota, Metazoa, Porifera, Demospongiae, Suberitida, Halichondriidae. Gene Ontology annotation, biological process: regulation of gene expression. The transcript has 29 exons. Gene Ontology annotation, molecular function: CCR4-NOT complex binding; RNA nuclease activity; metal ion binding. Gene Ontology annotation, cellular component: peroxisome; cytoplasm. The record is from RefSeq and is a predicted model, not a curated record. Bases 168 to 7835 code for a protein of 2555 amino acids.
AAUAGCUACCUCAGCAGCUUUCCAUGUGUGUAUAGUGUGUACAUACAUAUAUGUACGUACACACGGGGAACAUGAAUAAGUAAAGCUUUACCAGGAACAGAGCAGAUAAACAGUCAAGUAAUAACAGAUCAGCCGUCUAGCAAUGCCUUCUAAGAUAGAGAGUUAACAUGGCAGCACCUAUGGAGGCACGAGGACUGCCCACAUACCCUGUAUGGGUGGGUGAUCUGCAAGACAAUGUCAAUGAGAAUGACCUUCUUCGAAUCUUCACCCCUCAUGGAACUAUUGCUAACUGCAAAAUCAUGAGAGACGAAAAUGGAGUCUCUAAACAUUUUGGGUAUGUCAAUUUCCUUGCUGAGGAUGAAGCGGAGACGGCAGCUCGUUCACUAUCUGGCUUCCAGAUCGAGUACCACUCGAUAAAAACAAAAGGUCCUAAGAAACUAAAAGAGGAGAAGCACUUACAAGUACAUGUAAGCCCCUCUUCGGGUCGUCAAAUGUUUGAUUACCGACCGCUGACAGACUGUUCGUUUGGACAGAGCUGUAAGAAGGGGCAAAAAUGUCCCUAUCGCCAUGUCCCUAAUAUGGAGAGCAACCCUUUAUGUCCACAGUGGCAGGCCAAGAACUGCUACAACGCUGACUGUGUAUACAGACACCCUGGGGGGAGGGAGGGGUCAAAAGAGCCCUCCCCCCAGCCGCUGUAUGCAACUGUCGGAGAGCUGGUUAAAUGUGACGGCCGCUGUGGACUGGAAUCCUGUAAGGCCCACUUUCAGAGUCAAGAAGAUCUGGCCAACCACAUCCGAUUGACCAGAAAGCCUCAGUGCAGACAUUGUCGAGCCAUCUUCAUGUCUGAGGCAGAUUACCUGGAGCACAAAAUGGCCUGUCCCGCCAGACUAAUCUCGGACUCUACGGACCGCUCGAGUGAAUCGGCAGACAUCGAACAACUCACAGAUUCUUCAGAAACAGACGAGGAAGCUCCUUUAACCAGCAGUCAAUACCUGACCCACUCUGAGGUUCAAAGGUCGUCGUCGGCACAAGCUAUAGGGAAAGGGUCACCUACAAAGAAUCCACGAAAACUAUCGGCAGGUGCCGAAGUUAAGGCCAAACGAAGGCACAGAGGACGGAGAGCAGGAAGAAAGGGAUCAAAUACAUCAGCUACUAGUAACGGCAAUAAAACUGAUAGCGAUAUGUUUACGAUGGCUGUUGGCGCUCUUAAUAAAGGGGGGUUGAGUUUCUCCCAGUAUGAAAUAACCAGGGAGGAUUCCGAUUCCGAUUCCGACGUGGAACCGAAUGAGGACGGCACUCAUAGACCGGAGUUAAACAGUUUGAUGAGUGUGAAUGAGAUGGACAUGUACGAUAGUGACGAGAAUGGGGAUGUGGAGUCUAAGGCAAGUAAGGCGGCCCAUAAAAAAAGCCCCGCCCACUCAGAGCAUGUUCGUGGACGUCUAGAACCUGUGGGAGUUUUCUGGGAUAUAGAAAAUUGUCCGGUGCCUCAAAACAAGAGUGCAUUCUCGUUAGCGGGGAAAAUUCGGAAUACUUUUUUUCAGGGGAAGCGAGAGGCAGAGUUUAUGUGUGUCUGUGACAUCACUAAGGAGAGGAAGGAAGUCAUGGACGCCCUUAAUAAAGCUCAUGUCACGCUUGUACACGUGAGUGCAGUGGCCAAAAAUGCUGCUGACGACAAACUACGUCAGAGCCUGAGGCGAUUCGCUCACACCUACCCCCCUCCCUCCACUGUGGUGCUAAUCUCAGGAGAUGUCAACUUCUCGCCUGAGUUAAACGAUCUGCGGUACAUUCACAACAUCACCAUUGUGCUACUACAUAGCUCACAUGCGUCGGUGGCUCUCAAGGACUUUGCUAACACGGCGAUCGACUUUGAGAGCUUCAUUGCGGAUGUGGGCUCAAUGACUCACACUCCAAAGCAGCCGAUCCUCUCCCGUAUUGUGAUAGUCUCCAACAUCCCCCGAGGCCCUCCUAUUCCUAAGAUCAAGAAUCGUCUGGACCAGCUGUCAGAUAAUUGCGGGGGCAAAGUGCUCAAAGUGGACCCUGACCGUGGGACCGCCAGGAUCCUCUAUCGGACCAACGACUGGGCCGUCAAAUCAAUGAAGAGAAUGAACGGUGAAAAUGUGUUUGGCCUCAAGAUAAAAACACAGCUGGAGCCACCGAGCCUCUACGAUACAAAGAUCCAACAGAUGCAAAAUAUAUCGGGCCCCGAUCUAGCCAGAAGUUUCCCACCUCGAGCCCCGCCCCAUCCUGCUAACGUCCCCGGAUUUCGUUCCCCAAAUCUUCCUCAACGAAGAAUGGACCACUACCCCCCACCUAGAGGUCACCCCUCAAAUGCAUUCCCCCCUCCACGGGUCAUGUAUGCACCACCACCACCACGCCCCCAUAUCAAUAUGGCUCCGAGGUUUCCUCCUAGUGUGCCUGGAUCUCCGCCCAGUUCCUGGAACCCCACACCCCUAGGCUUACAGCUCCCCCCUGGUCCGAUCAAGCGUCCCGACGGGAAGAUCCUGGUGUACAAGAUCCCGCCAGUGCCUGAAGCUGAUAUAGACAAGCUGAACGGACAUGUGGUAUCGUUCAGACUGGCAGCCUCUGUCAAGGCCUCCCACCUCAUUCUGUGGCACAGCUACUCUGAGCUGCAGGUGCUGCUCAAGGUGGACUUCAUCCAGACCGCCCUGGUUCGCAGGGAGGAGAUGGUACGAACACUGUACGAGAGGGGGGAGUUACGACCAGAGAUUGCUAAGAAGUUUCUUGAGGACUGUGUGGCCUCACUGUUGGAGGUGGGGCUUCGCCAGGCCCUCCCCUGGGACGUCACUCUGUGCGGCUGGACACCAGACGAAGAGGAGGAACGAGUCGUGAGGUCAAAGGUCAUCCACCUACUCAGACAAAAUGUUCCCACCUACUGGACCAAGUGGGCCAACUUCAAGAAACGAUACCUGGACAUGUACUCAACGGCAAUCAGUGAGAUGGCGGUGCACAAUGCUUGUCGGGGGGCGGUCCAGAUACUAGGGGACACGGCCAGUACUCAGUCACAGGUGAUCGUGUUCUACGAACUGAGUCCCCUGCUCAAAUUGGGCACGAACCGUCAAGUCCAUUCGGUGCUCAGAAAGAAGUUCGAGACAUUCCUGCACUCUCUACCAGACAAUAAAGUGAAGCUACUUGACUUUGUGCUUGAGUUUGUAAACUCUGGUGGUGGUUGUCUGCCCCAUUACACGAGUGGGAAGCUUCUUCAAGAGCUCCUCGGUAGCAUCCCCAAUGUAUCCCUCGUUGGGGGUCGGCCAUCCACCAUUUCCGUGGUCCUCUCACCGCACGGUGUCCCGCAAUCUAUGCCCCCUGCACAGGCACCUAAAAAUCUGUCAGGAAUCUCAGCCGCUUUCCUUAACCUCAUCAAGCACAGCCCCCCCUACUUUGAGCUACCUUUCAGUCAGUUCCAGCAGGCGUACCAGACUUUCUAUCACAAGUCGUUUAGAGUGGCAGACUACAUGAAAGACGGGUCCACUGCUCGUGACCUGAUCCUCGCCUGUGAUGGAAUCACGCUGAAGGAUGUUCUCCGGCCCAGUGGUGCAAGAGAGACCAUGGUGGUGCGGCAACAACUCGAAUCGACUCCACAAAAGGAGCCACUCUUACCUCGUCCACAGCCGACUGCACAGAGAGAACCUCUCUUACCUCGUCCCACAACACCUGUUAAGACAGUGAUCAAUGAACCCAAGGACAUCUCAGCUCUCUCCAAAGAUUUUGUCAAUUUCUUGAAGCAAACUCCCAACAAUGAACUACCUCUGAGGACAUUCCAGCAGAAUUUCCAGUCCUUCUAUCACAGGUCUGGGUUCAGAGUGUCAGAUUAUCUCCCAGAAAGCAACAGUACAAGACAGCUGAUCGAGGCUUGUCCAGGCGUCAUGUUGCGAGAUGGGAAGACAGAAACUAUGGUUCGACUCAAUGAACCCAAGGACAUCUCAGCUCUCUCCAAAGAUUUUGUCAAUUUCUUGAAGCAAACUCCCAACAAUGAACUACCUCUGAGGACAUUCCAGCAGAAGUACCAGUCCUUCUAUCACAGGUCUGGGUUCAGAGUGUCAGAUUAUCUCCCAGAAAGCAACAGUACAAGACAGCUGAUCGAGGCUUGUCCAGGCGUCACGUUGCGGGAAGUUCCGUUCCAAGAUGGGAAGACAGAAACUAUGGUCCGACUCUCUACCAUGGUAAAAAUGCAGCCCAAGCAGAAAAUCUCACUUUCUAGUGCUGCCAGUGUAUCUACAGAGCCUCCAUUAACAGCUUCAGCUUCCCCUCAAAAAACAGACACGUCUGCAAUUGACGAGAUCCCCAAAAGAUCUGUGAAGCUUUUCAAGAAAGACUGCAUUGAAGUUCUCAGCUCCCUGCCAGAAAGGAAGACAUUGCUUACCAAAUACCCAGUGGCAUAUUUAAAACUUAAACAGGAGCAGUUUUCUCUGGUCAAAUACAAUGCAAAGAAGUUAGUGCACCUUAUGCAAGCAAUACCAGAUGUUGUUAAGCUUACUGGAGAUAGGGACCUGAAAUUGGUUGAGCUUAUUGAUAUUCCAGAAGCCACUAACACAGAUAGUAUCACUUUAUGUGAGAAACGAAUAGAACGAUUGUUGUACAGUCUUCCCGACCAUCAGAUCACGUUGGAUCGUUUCAUGUUUUCAUACGAAAAUUGCUAUGGAGAAAGGCUUCAAUUCUAUGGGCAUCCUAAACUGCUCAAACUCCUUGAAAACCUUCCGAAUUCCACACUACAGUUUGAAGGUGAGGGUGCCCAGAGAAAAGUGUUUCUUGCGCCACUAACGCUAUUUGGCUAUGAGAUAGAGGACCUACUUUCUGCGCACCCUAAUGGCUUACCCAUCAAUGCUGUGGUACCCACUUACAAGGAAAGAUUUGGCAAAAGCUUUCAGAUCUCAAAAUAUGGUGUCCCCAAACUGAUCAAAGCUCUGGAGGCCAUCACUGAUGUUAUUGAGCUUAAAGGGGAAGGAGCUUCUAGAACCGUUCACCUUAAACCUCAAAGAGGCAGAAGCAGAGGCAGAGCCAAUGCACCUGCUGUCUCCAUGCUCCCCGAAAUGGACGUGCUAGUUGACGAGGUCACCGCUUUGAUGGUCAGUCGCAACACCAACACAAUGACCCUCUCUAACCUCACUAAGAAGUACAAUGACUCCUUCCGUCUCCCCAACAACCAGCCUGUAGAGGCAAGUCAGUUGCAAAUGGCUCUCAAACAACUGAGCAACUUUAAGGUUACGGCUACACAAGUUGAGUGGUUACAAUUGGCCAGUCCUCCUGCUAAGAAACAAAGUGCUACCAAACCACCACCUGUUCCCAGCCCCCCAGAUAUUCAAAUGGGUAAAAUCGAUUUCGAUGAAAUGCCGGCUUUAAUCUCGGCAAGUCCAUCUAAAGCAAAGACCACAGAAUCACCUUUUGGAUCACCUCAGAAAGAUCCUGAGAGACUCGCCUCGGAGACCAAGCGUCUAUUGCUACGGCAUCGUGAACACGCUCAAACCCUGUCAGAGCUGGCGGCGUGCUUUAGGGAGGCACGGGACCCCGCCCAUCCCACAGUAGAGACCAUGUACGAGAGCCUGUGUAAGAGGACCGACAGAUUCGAGAUUGGAUACAUAAAAGGGUCUGUUGGGGACUCGCUGGUUCAACUCAAUCGACAGGACUGCCUGUUUAAGCUCUCCUUGGACCUCCAAUAUCUCUUUGUGCACUGUCCUUCGUCAGCGCACUCCAUGCCACUCUCUGAACUGGAAGUCUUGUAUGCAGAUUGCUUUGGGCACAAGCUCAGCUGUGCCGUAUACGGGUCGCCCACUGUAGAGCUAUUGUUUGACCACCAGCCAGUUAAGAAUGUAGUGAAGUUUGAACCAACUACUCAACAAUGCUCUCUCACUGACACCAGUCGACAGCUGGUUCUGGUCUUUCUUCUUUCGGAGCUGAUUUUUGUUAAGGGCCACAACAGAACUCUCCCGCUCACAGGUUUACCCCAACUGUAUCGGGAGUACUUUGGAUGUCAUCUCAGUCCAAGCAGCUUCGGAAUGAAAAAAAUUGUAGCUCUGUUCCAGCUACUAAAAGUUAAACAAAACAUUUCCUUGGAUUCAUCCAACUCCACCCUAGUGCUACGAAUUCCUAACUAUGCUGCUGAGCAGUUGAGACACCUCUUGACAAUAAACAAUGGACGCCUGCCAUUCAACGAAUUGGAGGCCAAGUACGAAGAAUCCUUCGGUUAUCAAGACGGCAUUGACAUUCAAAAAAUUGGAAAGACUUUAGUACAAACUGCUUCGAAUGUAGUUAACUUUGCUGGCAAUAAGAAGUGGCUUGUGUGGGCUCCCAGUGGUCGACCCUACCCCCCACAUCGUAGGGCUCAUGCAUUACCCCCUACAGACAACGGCCAAUUACCAAGUGCAGGAAAUAGUGUAGAAUGGCCAUGUUUUGACUCUGUUGCUCAGGCCACACCCACAACAGAACACUCACCUGUGGACGUAUCCACUACAGACAACGGCCAAUUACCGAAUGCAGGAAAUAGUGUUGAAUGGCCAUGUUUUGACUCUGUCGCUCAGGCCACACCCGCAACAAAACACUCACCUGUGGACGUAUCAGUUGUCACAACAACACAAACUAGUACUGUGGCCACAUCUAUUACCCCGCCCAUUACAAUGGAGGGACCACCUCCUCUGCUGAUUUGCAACAAACCAAUACCAGCUCCUCGAACUUUGGUGCCCAUUGAUUCUGCAAUAAAAAAUAAUCAGGACGAAAUACAGGAAGACACUUUCACUACAGCAUUAGCUGAAUCCUCUUUUCCGUCAACAAUUAGCAAAGUUUCAGAUCCUACCGAUCUUCCUUCAACUUUUGAUGAGCUCAGAUCUUUGUUAGAAGCUACCAAAUGUGACUCACCUGUCACUCCCCCUCUCGAGGUAACGGUAGAUCCCUCUCCAUAUGGGUUCCUUGAGAAAGAAUUAGGUCCUGAAUUGAUGGCUGAACUUAUCUCCAACGCCCACUCUUUUGACGAUAAUAUUGCCUCUGAGAGUCAACCAGACCUCUUUGACUAUCUCGAUGAUGACCUUCCACCCCCAAGUGACCCUUCUCUCGAUGACACGCUUGAGAAACUGAUACUAGUUUCUGAAGCUAUGGCUAGGGGGGAGCCUCUUCCAAAGUUCGGUAAAGAGGAAGAAGAAAAGGUUGAACGAACAGUUUUAGACGACUCUAUUGAACCAAUAGAUUAUCUGACGACUGGUAUGAAUCCGGAGCAAGUUUUAGAAGAGUUCAAGAAAGCCAAGGAACGGUCAGGAGGAGCUCUCACGCCAUCCUUGAUGGAUCCGUUUCUGACAUAUUUUGGCGAGCUUUCUGGACAGGCCAUUGAGCAGUUGGAGGCUGAAGAGCGCAAGAAAAAACCAAAGAAGGCUCCUAGGAAAAAGCCAACAAUGGCUAUACGUUUUCCAGGCCAACCUCCUUUGGGUACUAGCGCAAGUCAGUCUGCAACUGCUGCUGCAAUUAGCAGUGAUAAUGACAGGAGCUCCUUCUCAAGCUCAUCUGGGGUUUGUCUUUCUCAGAACUCUGGAUCUGACGAAGGCCAUGGUGACAAGCAUUCUCAUGAAAUGGGUGUGGUAUCUAGUCACAUGACUGAGCCGGAAUCUAUCUCGGAAUCACAGAAACCUGGCGUGGGUGAUACUUCUCAAUUUUUGAAAGGAAAUAUUUCGGUAGGGUCGUCAUCAAAGAUUGCUUCGAUUCGGGAGAAGUCGGUGUCCGACUGGCGUCCGUUUUUAUUGGCAGCUGUCGACUACACACCGAACCGAGAAGCCGUAUCCUCUGGUGCUCAGGAGUCUGUUUCCGAGAGUACCGAUUCCGUAUCUGAUGUCGAUUAAAACUUUACGCACAUGCACCAUUACGCUGUAUAACUUAGUUAUAACUGUUAUGCUCAUUCUUACUAUAAUUAUAUAAUUAUGUUAUUUUUUGUGACUUACUAGUAGCAUUGGUUGGGUUUAAUUAUUAUGCCCUCCAAUGUGGAUAUUGGUUUUUGUUUGUUUAGUGGGCAGAUAGUACCUUGAACUGGCCGGAUUUCACUAGCAAAUAAUUUUUGUUUAUAUUAUAAUACUCUUAUAAUUAAGCUUUACCGAACUGCUUAAAUUUACAUCUGUUAAUUUGUUUUUCUUAUUACAGACUUUAAUGAACUCCCGCUGUAUGAAUUGUGUUCAUUUACAUGCCUAUACAUAUAAAAAUUGUUUUAUGAAACUAA